Messenger RNA from Cinara cedri, 639 nucleotides. Lineage: Eukaryota; Metazoa; Arthropoda; Insecta; Hemiptera; Aphididae. The record is from the annotation of a GenBank genome assembly.
AUGAUUUUUGACGUCGUACAGAGGCGUUUCGGAUGUACCAGGAAUCGAUGUGAAACGACGACCGCGGUGCGCCGCCGCAAUAUUCGGUGUACGUGUACCGGCCCUUUCGGACGGGGUCUCGUUUUCGCAUUUGCGCGGUUAACGGAAACUGCCGCCGCCGCGGCGGUGUAUCGACGUCGUCGUUCCGCGUGCGCCCCUGGUACCCGAGACGCGUCUGCGCGCAGCCAACGCCUCUGUCCGUUCCCUCGUAACCACGAGAACGCCACGCGGUGCGACGCGAGAGCGGUGAAAAUGAUUUUCGACGUCAUGCAGAGACGUUUAUGGACAUACCAGGAACGCAUAUUGUGGAACGACGACGCGUACCGGCGUACGUCGACGCGCACCGGCCCACGCGUUGGACCGAAUCUCGUUUUCGUGUUUACGCGGAAACGCGGGCAAACGCGUUUUGGGUACCAGGGGCACAUGCGAAACGCGUCGACGGACGCGUCGGAAGCGCCGCAGCGCCGUUCGGUGUACAGCAGUCCCGCGGGGUGCGGCAGCCGCGCACGCGGGCUAGGGCGGUACACCACGACGGUCGGUUGCGUAGCGGAAGCGGAGACCGAAAAUUCGAAAAACAACAAAACCGGUAACGCCGUAUAA